Molecule: messenger RNA, 1704 nt
Organism: Pochonia chlamydosporia 170
Lineage: Eukaryota; Fungi; Ascomycota; Sordariomycetes; Hypocreales; Clavicipitaceae
Product: amidase family protein
Exons: 7
Coding region: 1-1704 (567 amino acids)
Source: RefSeq, a predicted model, not a curated record
AUGAAACGCAAUCUCACCAUCCGGGAAAAGAUCCCUUCAGCCUUUCAUAUGGAAAUGUUAAAUUCAGUAGACCUGUUUGAAAUGUCGAUUGCAGAGCUACAGAGCCACCUUUCUCGAGGGUCUUUCACCUCCGAGGACUUCGUCAAUUUCUGUUUCGAACGAAUUCGUCGGACUGAUACUCUUUUGGACGCUGUAAUGCAAAGAAACCUCGAUGCUGUCGAGAUUGCUGCGGCGCUGGACAAGGAAAGGCAGGAAGGCAAAGUACGGAGUCAACUUCAUGGAAUUCCAAUAUUGGUCAACGAUAAUAUUGCUACAAAGGACAAGAUGCAAACCACUUGCGGGUCCUGGGCUCUAUUAGGAUCGACUGUACCAAGAGAUGCUUUUAUCGUGUCGCAGUUGAGAAGAGCGGGGGCAAUUAUCAUCGGCUACGCAAAUAUGACAGAAGGCGCGUCGACGAGGUCUACGGAGUACUCGGACGGAUAUUCAGCUCGUCGAGGUCAAGUUAGGAAUCCCUAUGACCUGUCUCAAAGUCUAUCCGGUUCUAGUGGUGGUUCAGCUGCGGCCGUUGCUGCGAAUCUGGUCCCUUUGGCAAUCGGCACGGAUACAGAUGGGUCGAUCGCUGGCCCUGCCCAGAUCACCGGACUGGUUUGUAUCAAGCCGACUCCGGGUUUGACUUCGAGGAUGGGACCGAUUCCAAUAACCGAAACUAUGGAUACGGUUGGGGUACUCGCUAAGACUGUUGCAGAUGCUGUGAUAGGGCUGAACGCUAUGGUUGGAGAGGACCCGGAUGAUCCUUUGACCAUGUGCAGUAAAGAUUUGAGGCAUGAAGACUAUUCCAAGUUCAUCAAGAAUAAGGAUGCUUUGAAGGGUGCGAAAUUCGGCCUUCCAAUGAAACACUGUUGGGACUCUGUGCCAGAUGACCAAAGGGCUGUCGUUGACACACUGUUUUCCCACCUCGAAGCGGAGGGUGCGAAGAUAAUCGAGGUAGAUUAUCCAUGUGCAGAAGGUCGUAUAGGUUCAGACGGAGAAUGGAAUUGGGAACUUGGCACCCCGGCUCAAAGUGAGUUCACAAGCAUCCGGACAGAGACCAACAAUGGUGUCAAUGCGUAUUUAUCUGAGCUCGAGAACACAGAAAUGAAAGAUUCCAAAGAUCUAUUGGAAUACCAUCAAAGGAAUACUGGAACAGAAGUCGGUGACGCUGGUGAUCUACAUGCAAUUCCAACUGGCCAGGAUACGUUUGAAAAGAUUGCGGCCCACAAAGAUGUCAAGGAUCAAGAUUAUCACGACGCUUUGGAGUACACCCGAAAACAGACUAGAGAAAAUGGCAUCGAUGCUGCUCUACGCUACGACCCAGAAAAAACUAUUCAGUUGGAUGCUUUGAUUCUAUGUGAUAGGAGACUUGUUGGACAACAACUUGCCGCUCAAGCAGGAUAUCCGACAAUUACGCUACCAGUCGGCCAGGAUAGGAAUGGUAUGCCAGUAGGCAUCACUCUGCAACAAACGGCAUGGAGAGAAGAAGAUUUGAUCAAAUGGGCGAGUGCUAUAGAAGACGCGAGGCUUCAGGCCAUGGGACCGCGUCCGGUUCCGACGUACCGCAAUAAUCUCGCCAAGAAUAUUCCCAUUGAUAAAUUGAACAUGGGGCAGAGUUGCGAAGCUAAAGUCGGUGACGUGGGAACGUCAGACUUGGAAGAACGUUUCCCCUAA